Theobroma umbraticum is the source of this 2525-nucleotide messenger RNA. It is a transcript of the gene SHM7, whose product is annotated as serine hydroxymethyltransferase 7. Gene Ontology annotation, molecular function: pyridoxal phosphate binding; glycine hydroxymethyltransferase activity. Lineage: Eukaryota; Viridiplantae; Streptophyta; Magnoliopsida; Malvales; Malvaceae. Gene Ontology annotation, cellular component: mitochondrion; cytoplasm. The record is from RefSeq and is a predicted model, not a curated record. Gene Ontology annotation, biological process: tetrahydrofolate interconversion.
ACAUGAGUCGAGACGAAGGAAACAUUCUCCGCAAGCCAGCUCUAGUCCAUUUACGCCACGUGUAAUAUCACCGGGGCAGGCCCGUAUGCCCAGCUGUUGUUCCCGGUGAAAAAACUCACGAGGCCCAAAAUAUGAUCCAGGUUCAUUCCCUCGUCUUCGUCUGCCACCCAGUCACAAAGGGAAGCCUUCAUCAUAAUUAUCUCUCCAUUCCUGUCUAGUUUGUACAUACAUCUCCAUUGUGCAAGGUUCAGGGACUCAGUUGGAAAAAAGGAGACCUUAUUCUUUUUUUCAAAUUUUUUCUAUGGAAAGGUCUGCUUCUGCUCCACCAUCGAAUCAGCCAAGGCUUCGUUAUUUCCGUUGUAAUUGCUUUAGAAACUGUUGCCGCUGUUUCUGUUGCUUUUACACCUUCCAUUAAAGGGCUGUACGCUCUUCCCCACCUGAAAAAGUUUCCCCAAACACUUCAAUUUUUAUAAAAUUCCCCUUUUUUUAGGGUAAUGGAUUUAUCUCACGCUGAAUCGGGUCUGUCUCUGGGUUUUACUAAAACUUCCAUUGCAGACGAUUCGAUUUCGCUUCAAAUCGACACCAGCUGUCGCUGCUCAUCGAACCCGGUCCGGCCCAUUCCGUUACAAUUCCUCGAAAGAAAAGACGAAGGUGCCUCUUGGUUCGAGAACGGCGCGCACAUAAAUCACAUCAAGGAAGAUGAAGAAAUUAGGAUUUUAGGGCAAUCCAUGUGCGUGAAAAGACAUAGGGAUUCCCAAUCUGUUUCCAACAUUUGUAAACGGUUAGCUACCGAGCCCGGUCUGGACCAAAGACGAGCCGCGGUCCGGUCAUGGGGAAACCAACCGCUCGAAGAGGCGGAUCCGGAAUUGAGUGAAAUCAUGAACAAGGAAAAGCAAAGGCAAUUCUUUGGAAUUGAGCUUAUUGCUUCUGAAAACUUCGUGUGCCGAGCUGUGAUGGAAGCUUUGGGAAGCCAUUUGACGAACAAAUACUCCGAAGGAAUGCCUGGAGCAAGGUACUACACGGGCAAUCAUUUUAUUGAUCAAAUCGAAACCCUAUGUCACGAGCGUGCAUUGGCAGCUUUUAGUCUUGAUUCCGAGAAAUGGGGAGUCAAUGUACAGCCAUAUUCAUGUACUUACGCGAAUUUCGCUGUUUAUACCGGACUUUUGUUGCCAGGUGAUAGGAUCAUGGGGUUGGAUUCACCAUCCGGAGGGCAUAUGAGUCAUGGAUGGUAUAUGCCGGGUGGGAAGAAAGUAUCUGCUGCUUCCAUAUUUUUUGAGAGUUUUCCUUAUAAGGUGAAUCCGCAAACAGGGUAUAUUGAUUAUGAUAAGCUUGAGGAGAAGGCACUUGAUUAUCGGCCUAAGAUACUUAUUUGUGGUGGUAGUUCAUAUCCUAGGGAGUGGGACUAUGCUAGGUUUAGGCAGAUUGCGGAUAGAUGUGGAGCAGCGUUGAUGUGUGAUAUGGCUCAUAUUAGUGGUCUCGUGGCUGCUAAGGAAUGUGCCAGUCCAUUUGACUACUGUGAUAUUGUUACUUCAACAACUCACAAAAGUCUGCGGGGCCCAAGGGGAGGUAUAAUCUUUUACAGGAGGGGUGCAAAAUCAAGAAAACAAGGAAUGUCUCUCAGUAAUGGUGAUUGUGGUAGUCAGUAUGAUUUCGAGGAAAAGAUAAACUUUGCUGUUUUUCCAUCAUUACAAGGGGGACCUCAUAAUAAUCAUAUUGCCGCUCUUGCCAUAGCCUUAAAGCAUGUGGCUACACCAGGGUACAAAGCAUAUAUGCAACAGGUGAAGAAAAAUGCUCAGGCUUUAGCAUCUGCUCUGGUGAGAAGAAAAUGCAAAUUGGUUACCGGGGGCACUGACAACCAUUUGUUGCUCUGGGAUCUCACUACCCUAGGUUUAACAGGUAAAUGCUAUGAGAAAGUUUGCGAGAUGUGCCACAUCACUCUCAAUAAAACUGCUAUAUUUGGUGAUAAUGGUGCUAUUUGUCCUGGAGGAGUGAGAAUUGGUACUCCUGCUAUGACAUCGAGAGGUUGUUUAGAGUCCGAUUUUGAGACAAUCGCUGACUUUCUUUAUAGAGCAGCUCAGAUUGCCAGUGCUGUGCAGAGGGAACAUGGAAAAUUGCAGAAAGAGUUUCUCAAGGGUCUUCACAAUAAUAAAGAUAUUGUUGAUCUUCGGAAUCGGGUUGAGGCAUUUGCUGCUCAGUUUGCAAUGCCUGGAUUUGAUACUUGAAGAUUUAUAAAGAUGGCAUGCAUGCUACUUGGCAUCAUUUUCUUGCAUCUCUGGCAUACUAUCACAUGUGCUUUUGGUAAUCCGUUCUGUUUUGCCCAUCCACAUUUUCUUAAUGAACUCAUGUAAAUUACAGUAAAUAGGUUAACAUUUUUGGAUAUGUUUCCAAAAUUUAACAGAAAUCACAUUACAUUGUCUGAACCAGCUGUGUUUUUGUAACUUUUGUAAUUUUUGUAAAAUGUCAUACAGAGCCAUUUCUUUUAAAAUAGUACUUAUAAUAUUUAUGAUGCAAGCAUAUUUUAUGAA